AAACGACUGUCCUCUUAAGUGGGGAACAGACUCAGUCAGAGCACAGCUAGCAUGAUCCAUUGUGUCAAAGUUCUUAGGUAAUAUUGGAUCAGGGUACAGUGAUAGUUAUCAGACUCUCACUGCCGGUAGCAGGAUGCUGAAAUAUGUGCUGUUUGGGGUGGGUGGAGUGGUAACAUUUGUGGUGGGCAUUCUCAUCGGACACUUUGGCAUCCAGACAAACAACUCUGUCCCUGAAUGGGUCUCCACACUCUCCAAAGAUGUGGACGAAAGUCUGAUUGAAAAGUUCAUUGCCGAAGUGGACAACUUGGAGAUUCAGGAGAAUCUCAGAGAGCUGACUAAAGUCCCUCACAUGGCGACCACUGCAGGAGAUGAGAAGACCGUCGAGUUCAUGUUGAGAAGAUGGCAGGACUCUGUGAGUGGCCUGGACCAGGCCUGGAGAGAGGACUACAAGGUCUAUCUGUCUUUCCCAAACCAAACCCAACCCAAUAAAGUGACUGUAGUCAGUGCCUUAAAUGUUGUCCAAUACACGGCCCGUGAAAAGGAAAAGGUCUAUAAACCAGACCAGGAAGACCCAGAGGUGGUUCAGCCAUAUGCAGCCUAUGGGCCUCCUGGCCAUCCAAAGGGGAAGCUUGUAUAUGCCAAUCAAGGUAAAGCCAGUGAUUAUGAGCACCUGAACAAGACAGUGGACCUUCGAGGUACAAUUGCCAUUGUCAGAUAUGGUGGUGCAGGAAGAGCAGCAAAGGCAAUCAAUGCUGCACCGUUUGGAGUUCUCGGGGUGUUAGUCUACACAGAUCCUCUUGACAUCAAUGAUGGCAUAAUGUCGGACAUAGAUGAGACUUACCCUCACUCGUGGUACCUCCCUCCCUCUGGUGUGGAGAGAGGAUCCUUCAACACAGACUUUGGCGAUUUACUGACACCCUACUUAGCAGCUAAAGAGGACACCUACAGAAUUCCAAAAGAAGACAUAACAGGCAUUCCUCCUAUCCCAACUCAGCCCAUCGGUUUUGAGGAUGCUUAUGCUUUAAUCUGUGAACUUGGUGGGGACGCAUCUCCACCUGAAUGGAGAGGAGCAUUCAACUGUUCAUACAACUUGGGAGGGCCAGGAUUUCAAUCUUCCUCUAAAUUUAACAACAGUGAUGUAAAGCUGGAUAUCUACAACCGAGAGGAACUGAAGAACUCAGCUAAUGUGAUGGGUGUGAUACGAGGGAGUGUGGAGCCAGACAGGUAUGUCAUCUACGGAAACCAUAGAGACAGCUGGGUGCACGGAGCCAUAGACCCCAGCAGUGGCACCUCCGUCAUGUUAGAGAUCACCAGAGUACUGGGCAAGAUGGUGAAGGAAGGCAAAUGGAGGCCUCGUCGGUCCAUCAUCUUUGGGAGCUGGGGAGCUGAGGAGUUCGGCCUCAUUGGCUCAGCAGAGUAUACAGAGGAGUACUACAGUAAGCUAUUUCAGCGUACUGUUGCCUAUAUUAAUGUGGACAUCUCUGUAUUUGCCAAUGCCACGCUCCGCGCCUCGGGGUCCCCCUCGGCCCAGAGUGUCAUCUUCACUGCCGCGAAGCAGGUAAAAACUCCUGGAUCUGACUCAACAUCAGUGUACGAUAACUGGAUUCGCUAUUUCAAUCGUACCAGUCCCACUUACGGACUUAUACCAAGCGUUGGAUACCUGACAGGAGCAGGAAGUGACUACGCUGCCUUCAUGCAUUUCCUGGGUAUUACCUCAAUGGACUUUGCCUACACCUAUGAUAGGAGUAAAACUAAGGCCCGCAUCUACCCAGCCUAUCACACAGCGUAUGACACCUUUGACUACUCAUCUAAGUACAUUGAUCCAGGUUUCACCAGUCACCAAACAGUUGCCAGGACAGCAGGGAAUGUUUUGCUGCGUCUAGCCGAUAGCCUCUUGUUGCCAUUCAACUGUCGUGACUAUGCUGAGAGUUUGGAAGGUUACCUCAAUGUGGCCCUGACAAACUUCAAGGACGAGUUAGCUGCACGUUUGAUUUCAAUGGAACCACUGAGUCAAGCUGUAACUAGGUUCCGCACCGCAGCUGACAAGCUGAACAGUGUCAUCCAAGAUCUUGACCUUUCAAAAGUGACGCCUCUUGAGGUUCGUAAGAUCAACGACCAACUGAUGCUGCUGGAUCGAGCUUUCCUGGAUCCUCUGGCAUUUCCUGACAAAUAUGGAUUUAGGCACGUGAUCUGGGCUUCAAAAUCCUCAGGAUUAGCCACCUUCCCUGGACUCGCAGAUGCCUUUCAGCGUGCCCAGAACACCGGCCUACCGGCCGACUGGAGUCAGGCCCAUAAGCACCUGUCCAUCCUGGUCCAGGCUAUUGCAGGGGCCGCCAGCACUAUAGAGGAUGUCAUGUAAUGAUGCUACAUGACGUCUAGUCCACUUUUUUACUGAGUGGGGCGCAUGGAACUCCUUCUGUGAAGCAAGGAGGUCACCGCUACUCCAGCUGAGAGGGAUUGUUAAAGGUGACCAUUUUGGUUAAAAAAACUGUUGAGUACAAAUAUCAAAAACAUUUUGCCACUAUCGAGGACCUCACCUUUAAGUGGUCAGUCUUUCAUAUGUGCAGAAUAUUCAAAUAGAUUCUUUGAAUAAUUAUUUUUGAUGUUUUUUCCAGUAUGAUGAUGAUAGAAUCCAAAUUCCUUUUCAACACUCCUUAAAUUAAAUAUUGUUAAACCGUUUGAAACCAUUUUCUUUUAACUGCCAUGUGAUAGUCACAAAAAUCACUUAAUUACAGCUAAGACAUGAUGGCUGUAUAUUCAAUUUCUAUAUAUAUAAUAAAGUGUCUAAAGCUUG
Alosa alosa (allis shad) is the source of this 2794-nucleotide messenger RNA. It is a transcript of the gene naaladl1, whose product is annotated as N-acetylated alpha-linked acidic dipeptidase like 1. The record is from RefSeq and is a predicted model, not a curated record. The transcript has 19 exons. Bases 134 to 2359 code for a protein of 741 amino acids. Lineage: Eukaryota; Metazoa; Chordata; Actinopteri; Clupeiformes; Clupeidae. Gene Ontology annotation, molecular function: carboxypeptidase activity.